This is a messenger RNA of Lolium rigidum, 1671 nucleotides long. Its product is annotated as protein NODULATION SIGNALING PATHWAY 2-like. The coding region runs from base 1 to 1671 and encodes 556 amino acids. The record is from RefSeq and is a predicted model, not a curated record. Gene Ontology annotation, cellular component: nucleus. Lineage: Eukaryota; Viridiplantae; Streptophyta; Magnoliopsida; Poales; Poaceae. Gene Ontology annotation, molecular function: sequence-specific DNA binding; DNA-binding transcription factor activity. Gene Ontology annotation, biological process: regulation of DNA-templated transcription. The transcript has a single exon.
AUGGACGUGACCAUGGAGGAUGUGAUCGGGGAGCUCGAGAUCUCCGGCUGCAGCUCCAUCACCACCUCCCCCUCCUCCUCCUCCCUCGACGACGGCAUGGGGCUGUAUCCCUGGAAUGCGCUUUCCCCAGUCGGCGACUGGGGCGCCUUCUGCUCCGACGACGGCACCGGCCAUGACCUCCACGGCCUCAUCGAGUCCAUGCUCUGCGACGACUCGCUCAUCGGCGCCGACCACCUGGCCUUGUUCCCGGACGGGCCAUCCUGCUCCAACCCGAGCAGCACCACCACCACGAACCCCGGCACGCCCGUGCAGCUAGACGACCUGCAGCAGGAGUGCAACCCCGAGAAGGGCCUCCGGCUGCUGCACCUGCUCAUGGCGGCCGCCGAGGCGCUCUCCGGCCCGCACAAGAGCCGGGAGCUGGCACGGGUGAUAUUGGUUCGGCUCAAGGACAUGGUCUCCGCCACCGGCGCCAACGCCGGCGCCUCCAACAUGGAGCGCCUCGCCGCGCACUUCACCGACGCGCUCCAGGGCCUCCUCGACGGCUCCCACGCCGUCGCCGGCAGGCAGUCCGCUGUCGCCGCCUCCCACCACAACACCGGCGACGUGCUCACCGCAUUUCAGAUGCUCCAGGACAUGUCGCCCUACAUGAAGUUCGGCCACUUCACCGCAAACCAGGCGAUCCUCGAGGCGGUGGCCGGCGACCGGCGCGUCCACAUCGUUGACUACGACCUCGCCGAGGGCAUCCAGUGGUCGUCCCUGAUGCAGGCCAUGACUUCGCGCCCAGACGGCGUGUCGCCUCCCCACCUGCGCAUCACCGCUGUCACGAGAGGCGGUGGUGGCGGCGCGCGGGCGGUCCAGGAGGCCGGGCGGCGGCUUGCGGCCUUCGCGGGGUCCAUCGGGCAGCCCUUCUCGUUCGGCCAUUGCCGUUUGGACUCGGACGAGAUGUUCAGGCCGGCGACGGUCCGAUUGGUCAAGGGGGAGACGCUCGUGGGCAACUGCAUACUCCACCAAGCCGCGGCGACGACCAGCAUCAGACGGCCGCCUGGCUCGGUGGCGUCGUUCUUGACCGGCAUGGCCGCGCUCGGUGCCAAGGUGGUGACGGUGGUGGAGGAAGAAGGGGAAGCGGAGAAGGAGAACGAGGAGGAGGCGGCGGGCGGCUUCGUGGGCCGGUUCAUGGAGGAGCUGCACCGGUAUUCGGCAGUGUGGGACUCGCUGGAGGCCGGGUUCCCGACGCAGAGCCGGGUGCGCGGCCUGGUGGAGCGGGUCAUCCUCGCCCCCAACAUCGCCGGCGCCGUGAGCCGCGCGUACCGAGGGAUGGACGGCGCCGACGGCGAGGGGAGGCGCGGGUGGGGAGAGUGGAUGCGCGGGAGCGGGUUCAAGGCCGUGCCGCUCAGCUGCUUCAACCACAGCCAGGCCAGGCUACUCCUCGGCCUGUUCAACGACGGGUACACGGUGGAGGAGACGACACCGAACAAGAUCGUGCUCGGCUGGAAGGCCCGGCGGCUGCUCUCGGCGUCCGUAUGGGCGCCGCCGCCGCUCUCCGUGCCGUCGUCGCCGGCGGAAGGGGCGUUCCAGACCAUGGGGAUGGCACCGGCCAGCCUCGGCUUUAGCCGGACGGAGUUCGACUUCAUCGACUCCUUCCUAGUAGAGCCUGCGUACGCGCUAGUCUGA